AUGGAAACAGCAGAAGACGAGCGCUGCUUUGCUCUCAUCAACAACUCCUGUAAAAAGAUCCAUUUCUCUGAACCAGACGCGAGCUCCGCCCUCUGUGUCCUCUGCAGCAUCACCGUCCUCACCGUGCUGCUCAACCUCCUGGUCGUCAUCUCCAUCUCCCACUACAGGCAGAGCCGCAGCACCCACCUGCACCCAUCAGCACCCACCUGCACCCAUCAGCACCCACCUGCACCCACCAGCACCCAUCAGCACCCACCUGCACCCACCUGCACCCAUCAGCACCCACCUGCACCCAUCAGCACCCACCUGCACCCAUCAGCACCCACCUGCACCCAUCAGCUCCCACCUGCACCCAUCAGCUCCCACCUGCACCCAUCAGCACCCACCUGCACCUUAAUAUUCAACAGUGUUGCUUGUUGUGCGAAUGUGUUGAAAGCACAGACUGUAAAUAGUCUUUAUGGUACUGGAUUUAUGGUGCAGCUCCACACGUGCACCAACCUCCUGCUGCUCUCCCUGGCCUGCUCCGACCUGAUCGUGGGGGUCCUGGAGAUGCCCAUGGAAAUCCUUCUUUAUCGUGGUUGCUACUUUUUGGGAAACUUUAUGUGCGGCCUUUAUGGCUUUAUGAGCUUCCUGGUGAUCAGCGUCUCUGUGGGAAACAUGGUAUUGAUUUCUAUAGAUCGAUACAUCGCGAUAUGUGAACCCCUGUUUUAUCACAACAAAGUCACAUACAAACGUGCGCAGCUCUGUGUCAUCUUCUGUUGGCUGUUUUCAACCGUUCACGCAGUCUGGGUCGCACGAGAGUUCAUUCAACAACCGGACGUGUAUAGUUCCUGCGUAGGGGAGUGUGUGAUUGUGGUGGACAGGGUGGAGGCCGCGGUGGACCUGGUCGUGACUUUUGCAGCUCCGAUCAGUGUAAUCACAGUUUUGUAUGUCCGGGUGUUUGUGGUGGCGGUCACUCAGGCUCGAGCGAUGCGUUCUCAAGUUACUUCUGUGUCAAUGCAGAAAUUAGGGGCCAAGAAAUCUGAGCUAAAAGCAGCAAGGGCCCUUGGUGUGGUCAUACUGGUGUUUAUCAUCUGCUCGUGUCCGUAUUAUGUUUUCAGUUUGUUGGCAGAGAGCGGACUCACGGACUCCUCGGGGGACGCAGAGUUAUGGCUGCUGUAUUUUAACUCCUGCAUCAAUCCAGUCAUCUAUGCGUUCUGUUAUCCCUGGUUUAGGAAGGCCAUCAGAAGCAUCGUGACACUGGAGAUCUUAAAGCCAGACUCUAGUGUAAUAAACAUGUUGUAG
Molecule: messenger RNA, 1284 nt
Organism: Knipowitschia caucasica
Lineage: Eukaryota; Metazoa; Chordata; Actinopteri; Gobiiformes; Gobiidae
Source: the annotation of a GenBank genome assembly